AUGAGCUUGCUUGACUCCACCGCAAGUCCCUCCGGAAAUGGAGCAAACGGGGUCGGAACGAGCGCAUUUCCUUCGAUAGAACCCAAGGUGCUUGUCGACUUUCUUGCAUCCGUUCUUGAGAUCACUCUAGGAGCAACACGAGAUGACCUUGAGCACCCUGGUAGUCUUCUUUCUGAAGCCCAAUACUCUGAUACUGCUCAGCGAUGCACCAGAUUUGCAUCGGAAUCUCACCAAGCUGUAAUAUACGUACAGAAAGAUGCAGUUCUACGAGAGGAAGAGGAUUCCCCAGAUGAAUCAAGUUCUAUUUUGUACAACUAUAGUUUGGCUUCUGACAUUUCCUCCUCUUCUUCCACAACCGGAUCUGUCGCUUUUAUGAAAGGACCGCAACCUAUAGACCCUGCGAUACCCAUAUCUUCUCAAAUACAACUUAUUAAUUUACCUGGCGCAGCGUUGCCGAAUGAAUCCACAAAUGGCCAGGCGGGAGCUUCUAUCUUACAUUCAUUUGUGCAUCUAGCGCUGGUGCCAUACUUCGAUGCGUAUACAAAACAACAACAGGCAGCGAGUGGGAACCGAAGUAUAUCAGAGCUUGAGGCCAAGACCGGUGUUUCUGCCACCAAAAAGAAGUUAGCAGAGUUGGAGUUGGCUUUGCGACAUCUUCAGGAUAAUGUUGAUAUUCCCGAUUUGACACUUCAACUACACCCAAUGGUGCAGCAUGCACUUGAUGAAGCAGUCGCUCGUAAACGCAAGCCAUCUGUGGAUUUCAUUCCGGAGAGAUUGUUGCACGACAGUGCUUUCCUCAACAACCUGCAGUCUCUAGUAAACGGAUGGAUCAAGUCAAUACAAGCUAUUACAAAGUUGUCGCGGGAUCCAACAAGCGGUACUGCAUCACAGGAAAUUCAGUUCUGGCUAGCCAUGGAGUCCACACUCGAAAAUAUUGGUGCACAAUUAGCCAGCGAUGGAGUAAUGCUUACUCUUGAGAUAUUAAGACACGCCAAACGUUUCCAGGCUACUCUCAGUUUCACAUCCGAUACUGGGUUGAAGGAGUCAACCGAUAAAGUACAGAAGUACAAUCAACUUAUGCGAGAUUUCCCUCUCGAUGAAUUGCUUUCAGCAACUUCGUUACAGAAGGUUGGCGAUGCACUGGGUCUUAUUUUUGGGCACUUGAACAAAAAAUUGCGCAUUUGUCCAUACCCAGUUCGACGUGCUUUACCACUGGUAGAAGCAAUUUCUGCAGACCUUGACAAUCGACUUCACGUCCUACUUCACGGUCGCUCCUUGAUGCAUUUGGAGUAUCGAGAUUUCAGAAAGUUAAUGUCUGUCGCCGAUUCAAUUUGGGCCAUUUGGGAUGACAAUCUAAAGGAGUUCACCAACGUUGCUCGAGAAGUCACACGUCGAAGAAACGAGAAAUUCAUGCCCAUAAAAAUCAUCGGAAAGCACGCAGAGCUGCAAGCACGUCUGAAAUAUGUGAGCACCUUCAGAGAUAACCACGAACAGCUACAGCGAACAAUAAUCAAUGUUUUAGCACCCAAGGUUGGUGAUGACGUUCCAGAGGGUGGAGCCAAUGGAGUUGUUUUAGUAGAAGAGAUGGGCGACGUGGAUGCUGUUGAGGAAAUCAAACAAGCUUGGGCUGCGUUGAGCAAUAUAGAUAUGCUUGAUGUUUCUUCCGAGGGAACGCAAUUGUGGAUUCAAGCAGAGAGUACUUAUAAUGAACGAACAUCGCGCGUUGAGAACUCAAUUAUUGCCCGAUUGCGAGAUCGAUUAGCCACUGCCAAGACAGCAAGUGAGAUGUUUCGAGUAUUUUCUAAGUUCAAUGCUCUAUUUGUCCGUCCAAAAAUCCGUGGAGCCAUCACAGAAUAUCAAACGCAACUUAUCGACAAUGUGAAACAUGAUAUAUCCUCCCUACACGAGCGAUUCAAGCAGCAAUAUGGCCAUUCUGAAGCCCAUGCAAUGGCACAGCUUAGAGAUCUGCCUCCUGUUUCGGGAGCGAUUAUUUGGGCUCGCCAAAUUGAGAAACAGCUCAAUGGAUAUAUGAAAAAAGUUGAAGACGUACUUGGGACUGAAUGGGCGCUUCACGCCGAGGGUCAGAAGCUUCUCAGUGAUAGCAAUCUUUUUCGCAAUAAGUUGGAUACUCGGCCAAUCUUUGAGGCAUGGCUUCAUGAUGUGCAGCGAAAGCAUGUUACCAUUUCUGGCAGACUUUUCAACAUAAAUAAGAUCCGUGCAGCAAACAAUGCCUUGGAAUUAGCCGUCAACUUCGAUCAUCAAGUGAUCGCGCUCUUUAAAGAGACGCGAAACUUACAAUGGUUGAAUUACCCUGUUCCUCAUCAGAUCAACAACAUAUCGAAGGAUGCGAAGCGUGUAUAUCCCUACGCUGUGAGUCUCAUGGAAACCGUUCGGACAUUCACACAAACCAGUCGUCAAAUAGCCGAAAUGGCCGAUGUUCAAAUACUUCUAAGUGGGUACCAGCACGAAGUUCAAGCCUUGAUUGCUCGUGGAGUUUCUCUGAAAUGGGAGUCGUUUGUGCACUCAUAUGAUAUCCACAUCAAACCCACGUAUACAAAGGGUUCAAUUGAACCUGCCAUCGCCAAUCGAACCGAGAGCAAACAUGUGCAAUUUGUUCGCGAGAUCGCUGCCUCAGUUGCCUUAUUACAAAGCAAGACAGAAACUCUCGCUUCUAUCAAUGCGACGAUUCAGAAAACCCUAGCAGAGUUAGAUAAGUGUCCUUACGAAGUAACUGCAUUUCAGGCCCGUUUGGAAACGAUUCAGAUGGCUGUUGAUCAGUUGAACCUCGAGAACUACGUCAACUUGCCUUAUUGGGUCAGAGAAAUGAAUGACCGUAUCAAGGUCACUCUCCUGAGGCGUCUACAACAAGCAAUCGAAGUGUGGAUUGAUACUUUUGAAAAUGAACGAUCUGACGGUGUCAACGACGACAGCCGCAGAAAGCACUUCAGUAUCUUGACCGAGUCUCCGCCUGAGAAUAAACCAUCCAUGAAGCGACUGGUACACGAGAUCUCCAUGCGUAACCAAGUCAUCUACUUGGACCCGCCUUUAGAAUAUGCCAGAGCUAGCUGGUUUUCCCAACUACAUGAGUGGCUUGGGGUCGUUUGCCAUCUUCGUAAGGUCAAGGCUUCUCGGUAUGUCAUGACCUUGGGAACGACUAAUGAUCCGGAAGAGCUAUUCACAGAACUCCCACGAGAUUGUGCAGAUGAACUUCUGAGAGCCUACAAAUGCGUUGAAGCAAAACUGCACGAAGUUAGCCUCUACGUUGACAAAUGGCUACAGUUUCAAUCACUAUGGGAUCUUCAAUCUGAUCUCGUGUAUGAAACCUUGGGUGAACAACUCUCAAAGUGGCUCCAGCUUUUGCAAGAGAUCAGGAAAACUCGCUCCACUUUCGACACAACUGAAGUGAGUCGAUCCUUCGGACAUCUUACCAUUGACUACGAUCAGGUCCAGACAAAGGUCAAUGCCAAAUAUGAUCAGUGGCAACACGAGAUCUUGAUCAAAUUUGGAAGUCGCCUUGGAAACCGUGUUCGUGAAGUCUAUGCUGAGAUUGAAAAAGCACGGCGUGAUCUCGAAGUACAAUCCUUAGAAGCAUCGUCCACGGCACAAGCUGUGCAAUUUAUCACCAUUGUACAGACCUGCAAGCGGAGGGUAAAGGCUUGGGGCCCAGAGGUAGAAACUUUUAGGCAAGGACAAACCACGCUUGUUAGACAAAGAUAUCAAUUUCCCAUGGACUGGCUAGGAGUAGAGCAAAUCGAUUCUGAAUGGACUGCUCUCAAUGAAAUCCUAGCUCGAAAAGCUAAAAUCGUGGAAGAUCAGACCGACGCAUUACGUGCCAAGAUUACUGCAGAGGACAGGGUAGUUGGAGAGAAAAUUGCAGAGAUCACUGCCCAAUGGAACGAAGAAAAGCCUGUAUCUGGCACUAUUGCUCCAGAUGUGGCAUCUGCAACUCUCACUUCAUUCGAAAGUCGCAUCACAAAAUUGCAUGAGGAGUCGGAAAUGGUUGCUCGCGCUAAAGAGGCUUUAGAUCUUCCGGCAACUGCAGAUACAGCACUUGUGGCUAUUCUCGAAGAAGUCCAGGACUUCAAGUCUGUAUGGGCUGCUUUGUCGACCAUAUGGAAAAGUCUUAAUGACCUCCGCGAUAUGUUGUGGACAAGCGUUCAGCCCCGAAAAUUAAGAUCCGCUAUUGAUGGCCUCAUUAAGAUGACCAAGGAAAUGCCAAGUCGAAUGAGACAAUAUGCUGCAUUUGAGCACAUUCAAAAUGUUCUUAGACAGUUUCUAAAAGUUAAUCCUGUGGUUACAGAUUUAAAAUCCGAGGCUGUCAGAGACCGCCACUGGAACAAAAUCUUCAAAAAUUUGAAACCCGGGAAACGCUAUUCGCCAAUAUCAAUGACUCUAGGGGAAGUUUGGGAUCUAAAUCUUGUCUCCACCGAGAAGAUAAUAAGAGAUAUCAUUGCACAGGCCCAAGGCGAAAUGGCUUUGGAAGAGUUCUUGAGGCAGGUUCGCGAAGAUUGGUCCAACUACUCACUAGAUCUUGUGAAUUAUCAGAACAAGUGCCGUCUUAUUCGUGGUUGGGAUGACUUGUUUGCAAAAUGCAGUGAAAAUCUGAACUCCUUACAAGCAAUGAAACAUUCUCCUUAUUACAAGGAAUUCGAGGAAGAAGCUGCGUCGUGGGAAGAUAAACUUAAUCGCGUACACGUGCUUUUUGAUGUAUGGAUUGACGUCCAACGCCAAUGGGUUUACCUUGAAGGAGUUUUCACCGGAAAUGCAGAUAUCAAACAUCUCCUACCAAUCGAGUCUUCAAGAUUCCAGAACAUCAAUUCUGAAUUCUUCGCAGUAAUGAAAAAGGUCUACAAGCAACCGUUUGUAUUGGAUGUACUCAACAUAUCUGGUGUUCAAAAAUCAUUAGAACGUCUUGCAGAACUUUUGAACAAGAUCCAAAAGGCUCUUGGUGAGUACCUUGAAAGAGAGCGUGUGUCAUUUCCAAGAUUUUACUUUGUUGGUGAUGAAGAUUUGCUUGAAAUCAUCGGUAACAGCAACGAUACAUUACGAAUUGCCAAGCACUUCAAGAAGAUGUUUGCCGGCUUAUCUGGUCUAAUCAUGGAUGAAGAGCAAGUAAUUUCAGGAUUCACCUCAAAAGAGGGCGAGGAGGUCAGACUCAAGAAGGAGAUAUCCUUGAUCAAGACUCCAAAGAUCAACGACUGGUUAACUUUGCUUGAAAACAGUAUGAAGUCAACUCUCGCCGAAUUGCUUGCAGAGGCUGUUGAACAGUACGAGAAAAUUUUCACCGCGGAUGAUGUAGACCAAGAAGCCCUCAAUCAAUACAUUUCUGCAUUCCCUAGUCAAAUCGUUGUAUUGGGUACGCAAGCUGUUUGGACCUCUUGUGUAGAAAAAGCGCUUGAGAACGAAGGCGCCGAUUUGCAAAAGUUAUUCGACCAGGAGGUCAAAGUACUUCGCCUUCUUGCGUCCACUGUUCUAGGUGACCUCGACCCAAUUCAGAGAAAACGAUGCGAGCACCUCAUCACUGAGUGUGUCCACCAACGAGAUGUCAUUGAAAAGCUACGUAACCUCAAUGCAAGUACGCCUAAUCAUUAUAUGUGGCUUCUGCAGAUGAGGUAUGUCUACAAGCCAGAAGGCGAUUUCCUGCAACGCCUUUACAUUAAAAUGGCCAACGCGAAGCUCAAUUACGGAUUCGAGUAUUUGGGUGUAGCAGAACGUCUUGUCAGAACACCAUUGACGGAUCGAUGCUUCCUGACACUCACGCAAGCUCUUUGUCAGCGCCUAGGUGGCUCACCUUACGGUCCAGCAGGUACAGGAAAGACCGAGUCCGUGAAAGCUCUGGGUGUUCAGCUAGGUCGUUUCACCCUGGUGUUCUGUUGUGAUGACACUUUCGACUUCCAGGCUAUGGGGCGUAUUUUCCUGGGUCUCUGUCAGGUUGGUGCUUGGGGUUGUUUUGACGAGUUCAAUCGACUCGAGGAGCGUAUUUUAUCUGCGGUUUCUCAACAAGUUCAGAACAUCCAGCUCGGUCUAAAACAAGGCGCGGAGGAUGAGAAGGCACAAAUUGAAUUGGUUGGCAGACAACUUCACGUGAACGCCAAUACCGGACUAUUCAUUACAAUGAAUCCAGGUUAUGCUGGCCGAUCAAACUUGCCAGAUAAUUUGAAGAAAUUAUUCAGAAGUGUUGCUAUGUCCAAGCCUGACAAAGAGCUUAUCGCGGAAGUCAUGUUAUACUCACAAGGAUUCAAUCAAGCGAAACAGCUUUCUAAGCAGACUGUACCAUUUUUCGAUAGAUGUGCUGCGCGACUUUCCAAACAAGCUCAUUAUGACUUUGGGUUGCGUGCCUUGAAGAGUGUGCUUGUCAGUUCUGGUGGGCUCAAACGUGCUCGUCUAACAAAUUCCGAUGGCAACCUCGGGCCUGAAGAGGAGGUAGAACCACAAAUUAUUGUACAGAGUCUUCGAGAGACAAUUGCCCCUAAAUUAAUCAAGAGCGACGUGGAAAUCAUGAGAGCCAUCGAAGCAGAGUCAUUCCCCGGCGUUGAAUACGUUCCCGCUAGCUUAGAUGACCUUCAGAAUGCUAUCAAGAGCCUUGCUAAAGAGAAGCAUUUGGUAGUGAAUGAAACCUGGAUGACUAAAAUUCUUCAGCUCUAUCAAAUUCAAGGCAUCCAUCAUGGUGUGAUGAUGGUCGGAAAUUCUGGUUCUGGAAAGUCAGUGGCUUGGAAGGUCCUCUUACAAGCUUUGCAGCAAGUUGAAGGAGUCGAAGGGGUGUGCCAUAUCAUAGACUCAAAAGUCAUGUCGAAGGAAGCUCUCUACGGUAACCUCGAUUCAACUACUCGUGAAUGGACCGAUGGUCUAUUCACAAGCAUCCUCCGCAAGAUCGUAGAUAAUUUGCGUGGCGAGGAGUCAAAGAGACACUGGAUCGUUUUUGAUGGUGAUGUAGAUCCUGAAUGGGUUGAGAAUUUGAACAGUGUUUUGGAUGAUAACAAACUGCUCACUCUACCUAAUGGUGAACGUCUCAAUCUUCCCGGAAACGUCAGAAUCAUGUUCGAAGUCGAAACUUUGAAGUACGCUACUCUGGCAACUGUAAGUAGAUGUGGUAUGGUCUGGUUUAGCGAGGACACUGUUACUCCCAACAUGAUGGUUACCAAUUACCUAGAAAAACUGAGGUCCGAGGCUUUCGAGGAUCUGGAUGAAGAUGCCGUUGCAACAGGACAAAGUGCCGCCCAAGCGCUGGAGAUUCAAUCUCACGUGGCGGACCUUCUUCAAACAUUCCUCACAACAGAAGAUUUCAUCAUCAAUGCUUUGGAACGCGCCGAAGGAUUCAACCACAUCAUGGAUUACACUGUAUCUCGCGUUCUCAACACACUUUUCUCUCUCUUGAACAAGGCCGUACGAGACAUUAUCGAGUAUAAUUCUCAACAUGUCGACUUUCCACUUGACCCAGAUCAAAUCGAAUCAUUUAUCGCCAAAAAGCUUCUUCUCGCGCUUGUUUGGUCGUUAACUGGUGAUUGCCCAUUGGGAGAUCGUAAGAGCUUUGGAGAUUGCCUCGCCGGGUUGGCAACAUUUGGAAAUCCAAUAUUGGGCGACAACUCUUCUCUCAUCGAUUUUGAUGUGACUCUACCCCAAGCUGAAUGGUCUUCAUGGCAAAAUCAAGUACCCACUAUCGAAGUCAAUACGCACUCCGUCACGCAAACUGAUGUGGUUAUUCCUACUCUUGAUACAGUGCGUCACGAGGAUGUCUUAUACUCCUGGCUAGCAGAACACAAGCCCCUACUUUUGUGCGGUCCGCCUGGUUCCGGAAAAACCAUGACUCUUUUCAGUGCUCUACGUAAACUCCCUAAUAUGGAGGUCGUUGGACUCAAUUUCUCUAGUGCAACUACUCCAGAUUUGUUGAUCAAGACGUUUGAGCAAUAUUGUGAGUACAAGAAAACUGUGAAUGGAGUCAUGCUCUCACCUACUCAAAUUGGUCGUUGGCUUGUGCUUUUCUGCGACGAAAUAAAUUUGCCCGCCCCAGAUAAGUAUGGCACGCAGAGAGCCAUCUCUUUCUUGCGUCAGCUAGUGGAGCAGAACGGAUUUUGGCGCACGUCAGAUAAGACCUGGGUCACGCUUGAUCGCAUUCAGUUUGUGGGUGCUUGUAAUCCUCCAACAGAUGCCGGUAGAACACCCAUGGGAGAUCGUUUCUUGCGGCACGCACCACUCAUCAUGGUUGAUUAUCCAGGAGAACUGUCCCUCCAACAAAUUUACGGCACUUUCAAUAACGCUGUUCUCAAGAUUAUUCCCGCUUUGAGAGGCUACUCUGAAGCAUUGACAAAAGCUAUGGUCCGAUUUUACACCGAGUCACAGCAACGCUUUACUCCUAAAAUCCAACCUCAUUAUGUGUACAGUCCUCGUGAGCUUACCCGUUGGGUUCGCGGCAUUUACGAAGCCAUACGACCACUUGAGACACUUAGCAUUGAAGGUCUAGUCAGAAUCUGGGCUCAUGAAGCUCUGAGAUUAUUUCAAGACCGUCUCGUGGCUGAAGAUGAACGUAAAUGGACCGACGAUGCUGUCCAUCGCAUUGCAACUGACUUCUUCCCUACUAUCGAUGAAGAUAAAGCUCUUGGAGGACCAAUUCUGUUCUCCAACUGGCUCUCGAAGAACUACGUCCCAGUCGACAGAGAACAAUUGAGAGAGUUUGUUAAGGCGCGUUUGAAGACAUUCUGUGAAGAAGAGGUUGACGUCCCACUUAUUUUGUUCAACGAUGUUCUGGAGCAUGUACUUCGUAUUGAUCGUGUUUUCAGACAACCACAAGGUCACUUGAUUCUUAUUGGAGUUAGUGGAAGUGGUAAGACAACGCUGUCUCGAUUUGUUGCUUGGAUGAAUGGUCUCAGAGUCUUCCAAAUCAAGGUUCAUGGUAAAUAUUCCGCUGAAGACUUCGAUGACGAUCUACGUGAUGUACUACGUCGAUGUGGCUGUAAGGGAGAGAAGAUAUGUUUCAUCAUGGACGAAUCAAAUGUCCUCGACUCCGGCUUCUUGGAAAGAAUGAACACCCUGCUCGCAAAUGCUGAAGUUCCAGGUCUUUUCGAAGGCGAUGAAUUCGCAUCGUUGAUGACAGCCUGCAAAGAAGGUGCCCAGCGUCAAGGACUCCUACUCGAUUCCCAAGAAGAGCUCUACAAGUGGUUCACCGGGCAAAUUGUGAAGAAUCUGCACGUUGUCUUCACCAUGAACCCCCCUGAAGAUGGCUUAUCUUCUAAGGCUGCAACUAGUCCUGCUCUCUUCAAUCGUUGCGUACUGAACUGGUUUGGAGAUUGGUCUGAUCAAGCACUAUUCCAAGUAGGCACAGAACUGACUCAAUCUGUUGAUCUUGAUCGACCAAACUUCACAGCACCAGACAGCAUUCCAGUUGCAUAUCGAGACCUUAGCUUGCCAGCAAAUCAUAGAGAGACGAUUAUCAAUUCAAUGGUGUACAUUCAUUACUCACUACACCGAUUCAAUGUCAAAUUAUUCAAACAGCAAGGCAAAGUAACAUUCCUCACACCUAGACACUUCUUAGACUUCGUGGCUCAAUACGUCAAGUUGUACACGGAGAAACGAGAUGAUCUCGAGGAGCAGCAAAGACAUCUUAAUGUCGGUUUGGAAAAGCUCAGAGAUACUGUCGAUAAAGUGCGCGAUCUUAGAGUUAGCUUGGCAGACAAGAAAGGUCAGUUGGAACGCAAAGAUGCAGAAGCCAAUGAGAAACUGCAGCGCAUGGUAGCGGACCAGAGAGAGGCUGAGCAACGUAAAACGACUUCACUCGAAAUUCAAGCUGCUCUAGAAAUACAGGAAAAAGAAGUCGCUGAACGUCGUGAGGUUGUACUCAACGAUUUGGCCAACGCCGAGCCUGCUGUUAUCGAAGCUCAAAAGAGCGUUAGCAACAUCAAGCGACAACAUCUAACUGAAGUUCGUUCUAUGGGUAAUCCACCUCAGGGUGUCAAACUUGCUCUGGACUCAGUCUGCACUCUCCUUGGCCAUAAGAUCGAGAGUUGGAAGACAGUACAGGGUAUCAUCAGAAAAGAUGACUUCAUUGCCAGCAUUGUCAACUAUGACAACGAGAGGCAGAUGACAAAGAAUCUACGUGUAAAGAUGCGCAACGAGUUUCUUUCAAACGAUGACUUCACUUACGAAAAAGUCAACCGUGCCAGUAAAGCCUGUGGACCACUUGUUCAAUGGGUUCAGGCUCAAGUCAACUACUCUGAAAUUCUUGAUCGUGUAGGACCACUGAGAGAGGAGGUUGGGUUGCUCGAGGAACAAGCCCUACAAACCAAAGCUGAGGCCCAAGCCAUUGAGAACACUAUCAACACAUUGGAACAAAGUAUUGCAACUUACAAGACAGAAUAUGCAGCUCUGAUCAGUGAAACACAGGCUAUCAAGUCUGAGAUGUCAAAGGUUCAAUUCAAGGUUGAUCGUAGUGUUCGAUUGCUUGACAGUCUUUCUUCUGAACGAAUACGCUGGGAAGAGGGAAGCAAGUCGUUUGAGACACAAAUCAGCACACUUGUGGGUGACGUCCUUGUUGCCGCUGCUUUUCUUGCAUACAGUGGUCUUUAUGAUCAGCAAUACCGAAAGAACAUGAUGGAAGACUGGUUACAUCAACUUCAUUUGUCUGGAGUCAAUUACAAACAACACAACCCAGUCACUGAAUAUCUCUCAAGUGCCGAUGAGCGACUUGGAUGGCAACAAGACACUCUACCAGUGGAUGACCUUUGUACCGAAAACGCUAUCAUAUUGAAACGAUUCAAUAGAUAUCCAUUGAUUAUUGAUCCUUCUGGCCGCGCUACAGAGUUCUUACAGAAGCAGAGCAAGGACAGAAAGCUUACCGUCACUAGUUUCUUGGAUGACUCUUUCACUAAACAACUAGAAAGCUCCCUUCGUUUUGGAAAUCCUAUUCUUAUCCAAGAUGCUGAAUACCUCGACCCAAUUCUCAAUCACGUCCUCAACAAAGAGUAUCAAAAGACUGGUGGGCGUGUCCUCAUCCAGCUUGGAAAGCAAGAAAUCGAUUUCUCGCCCGCAUUCAAGAUUUACCUUUCCACCAGAGAUCCAUCUGCAACAUUCGCACCGGAUAUUUGCAGUCGCACGACAUUUGUCAAUUUCACAGUCACACAGAGUAGUUUGCAAACACAGUCGCUCAAUGACGUCCUCAAAUCUGAACGACCUGAUGUGGACGAGAGACGCUCUAAUCUUAUCAAGUUACAAGGCGAAUUCAAGGUUCAUCUUAGGCAGCUCGAGAAGCGCUUGCUGCAAGCCUUGAACGAAUCACGUGGCAAUAUUCUUGAUGAUGACAACGUUAUUGAAACUCUUGAGACCUUGAAGAAAGAAGCUGCAGAAAUCUCCGUGAAGAUGGGUAACACUGAAGGUGUAAUGGCUGAGGUUGAUGAGAUCACACUCCAGUACAAUAUCAUCGCACGCUCUUGCAGUGCCAUUUUCGCCGUUCUUGAACAAUUACACUACCUCAACCAUUUCUAUCAAUUCUCUCUACAGUACUUCCUCGACAUUUUCCACUCUGUACUAAAGGGUAAUAAGCGACUAGAAUCAGAGACGAACCACGAUAGACGUCGGGAUAUUAUUGUUGAAGACUUGUUUGUCACCGCCUACCAGCGUACAUCCCUAGGACUACUCCAGAAAGACAAGAUUACCUUAGCAAUGCUUCUCGCCCAAGCAGCUCCAUACAAGAUGGACAAGAGUCUUAUUGACGUCAUUCUAGAUGAGACUGUGGUUGGCACUGAUUUGUCAACAGAUGGUGACAUGAAGGAUGAAGUCAUGGGCAAUGCAAUUAAACUUCCUGCUUUCAAGGGUAAACUUGAGGGUGUGUCUUCCGAAGCUUGGGAUCGUUUCUUAUCCGAGGAACUGGCAGAAAACUUCGUUCCUCAAGUCUGGGAUGAUAAUGUUGAAAAGAGAGAUCAAGAGCUUAUAUCUUUGUUGCUUAUCAAGCUUUUCCGACUUGAUCGAUUUGUUCCUGCCGCUGAGCGAUUUGUUACUGCAGUCUUUGGUACUGGCCUUCUCGACAUCACUGAGGAUCUUAAGCAAAUUGUCGAGCAAGUGUCUGCAAGCCGUCCUAUUGCACUUUGCUCAAGCCCUGGGUUUGAUGCAAGUUACAAAGUCGAGAACCUCGUGGAGCAAUCACGAGCCGCUUGUACCAACAUUGCUAUGGGUUCUAAUGAAGGAUUAGCAACCGCUGAUAAGGCUAUCAGUAAUGCAGCUGCCAAUGGAUCAUGGGUCCUUGUCAAGAACGUUCAUUUGGCACCAACCUGGCUACAGAGUCUGGAGAAACGUAUGGAUUCACUCAAACCUCAUGCAAACUUUAGAUUGUUCUUGUCAAUGGAAUCCAGUCCUAAGAUUCCUGUCAAUUUGUUGCGAGCAUCCAGAGUGUUGAUGUACGAGCAACCAGCGGGUGUCAGAGCCAACAUGAAGGAUUCUAUGGCAUCGCUUUCUACCAGAGGUACAAAGACUCCUGUAGAGAGGACAAGAUUGUAUCUUCUCUUGUCAUUCUUGCACGCCGUCGUUCAAGAGCGUUUGAGAUAUGCUCCUAGUCUUGGAUGGAAAGGAUUCUGGGAGUUCAAUGAUAGUGAUUAUGAAUGUUCUGCGUAUAUCAUCGAUACCUGGGUGGAAACAGUAGCUUCAGGACGAUCCAAUGUGGCCCCACAAAACCUCCCUUGGGAUAUGCUUCGCACACUCAUCGUGGAGACAUACGGUGGUAAAAUUGACGACGAAGGAGAUUUCGCACGUCUCACACAACUUGUCCACUCUUUCAUGACUCCAGCAGCCUAUGACAUCGGUCAUAAAUUGGUCGAAGGUGUUGCAGGUGAUGAAUCCGAGACUGGAAACUUAGUCGUACCAAGCGGAACUACAAUGAAAGAUUUCACAGAAUGGGUUAAGAAAUUACCCGAGCGUGAACCUCCUACUUAUUUGGGUCUACCGGCUAAUGCGGAGAAAUUGUUGUUGGUGGGACAGGGUCGUAGCAUGAUUCAGAACCUGGGUAAGAUUACUGAAAUGUUGGAUGAGGGUGAACAGAUCAUGGCGGAAGCCGCUUGA
This is a messenger RNA of Botrytis deweyae, 13038 nucleotides long. RefSeq lists its product as uncharacterized. The record is from RefSeq and is a predicted model, not a curated record. Gene Ontology annotation, molecular function: minus-end-directed microtubule motor activity; dynein light intermediate chain binding; ATP hydrolysis activity. Lineage: Eukaryota; Fungi; Ascomycota; Leotiomycetes; Helotiales; Sclerotiniaceae. Gene Ontology annotation, cellular component: dynein complex. Bases 1 to 13038 code for a protein of 4345 amino acids. Gene Ontology annotation, biological process: microtubule-based movement. The transcript has 3 exons.